GAAGGUCAAUGUAGCUGUGAAAAAUACAGCCGUAAGUGAGGAAGUAAAUGUAAUUGUUUACAGUGAAUUGUGGUAUUUUCUCUCGCCAAAUGGUCGUAUAAGGAUGGACAGUAAAAAUCCAGGGACUGGAGGCUUAUUUCAUACUGUGGUUCAUUCGAUUGUGCAGUGUUGCAAAAAAUACAUUUGAGCGGUGAGUUCUUGUGAAAUGAUGUCCGUAAAUUUGUGAAUUUUUGGUGACAGCUAAACAUGAAUUCAACGUCGGAUAAGCAGAGCCUGAAAUCUAUUUAUUGUCGGAUAUGCCACGAAGAUGGUAAUACCGAGGAAUUAAUUGAUCCAUGCGAAUGCUCAGGAACAGUUGGUCUCAUUCACACAGGUUGUUUAGAGAAAUGGCUAACAACAUCGAACAGCGCACAAUGUGAAAUAUGCAAGUACGCGUUUUCGAUAAAGAAGAAGGAUAAACCAUUAACGCAGUCAAUCUGGCAAUGGUGGCUAUCAACAAGUGGCAAUGGGCCCCAGGGAAUCUGUGGUGACCUUUUCUGCUUUGUUAUUUUGACACCUCUAUGCGUGGCUGCCACUUAUCUCUGUGCAGUCGGUGCAUCAACUUAUACUCGUAAUGGUUUUUGGGAGGGCACUGGACUCUUCAUACUCUGCUUCAUGCUUGUUGCUACUUACUCUUUAUGGUUCAUUGUCACAAUAAGAUUCCAUUACAAAUCCUGGCGAGACUGGUGUAAUCGUAAUCAGGAUGUGAAACUUCUAGUGAAACAUCGGGUGAUGACGAAUGAUGUACCCCCUGAAUCGGAGAACAAUACCACAAGCAGACAUGUGAAUAUGAUGGAUCAUUACGAUAAUUCAACACUCAAUCCAUUUUUUAUACGAUUUCUUACUCGGUUCGGCUAUCCCUUCCAUGAGAUUAACCAAACUACAUGGGUUUAAUCAUCGAAGAAAACUGAUCUCGAGAAUUUUACUCUUCACAUCUAUCAUGAUUUUCUAUUCUCAUGUCUUUUAAGUUAUUUUAGAAGGAAUUGUUUUGUUGUUUUUAUAU
Molecule: messenger RNA, 1042 nt
Organism: Fopius arisanus
Lineage: Eukaryota; Metazoa; Arthropoda; Insecta; Hymenoptera; Braconidae
Product: E3 ubiquitin-protein ligase MARCH2
Exons: 4
Coding region: 247-933 (228 amino acids)
Biological process (GO): protein ubiquitination
Molecular function (GO): zinc ion binding; ubiquitin-protein transferase activity
Source: RefSeq, a predicted model, not a curated record